GUCACAACGCGCUUCUUUGUUAUCCUUGCCUUUCAAGCGACGAUAUCAAUUCAUGCUUAACUUCUUCCACAUUGAGGAUCCAUACUUCACAUGUGACCUGUGACGCGAUGCGUCACUACUUAUUAGGAUGCCUCCGAUUGUAAUACUUGAUUCUGACGACGAAGACGAGGAUGGCAGCUUUUCUCCGCCUCCAAAUAUACAGGCACCAUUCUCAUUUGGACCAGCCGAAAUUGAAGCUCAGACUGAAGCUGCGAAUGAUUCUUCUGGAGGUGUAAGCCGUGCGACGACAUCAACAAACCCGUCAUUCUUUCAAAAUAUUUACAAUGAGCAGAAUGAUGCAGCGCGUGGUUACGUUCCAGAACCGACGGCCAGAUCACAUGAUCAGGAUCAACAUUCAGUCUCAAGCUCUGAGAUGACAGCGCCAGCACCUUUCAAAAGAACUGUAACGGGACUUAUUGAACCUUCUUCAAUACCAUCUGCAAGAGAACAAACAACAAAAAGAGGACAGACCAACGGAAACGGGCCAGAUGAAUGGACUCAGGCCUCAACACCAGGCAGAAGAAAGGCACCCAUGGCUGUUAUGGACGAUAUGUGGGAUGUACCGAGUUCACCUGAUGAGCGUCCUGUUAGGCCUAAGAUAAAGCUCAAAGUCAAGAGUUCAAAGGCUCACUCUGACUCUACCUCUGACUCGCAUCACGCGCCAGAGUCGGAUAAGGUGGGAAAGGUCCCAAGCUCUAAGUCUGGGCGAUCAGAUGCUUCACCUUCAGGCAAGAAGCGUAGGAAGGUCAACCAUCCAGAGCCUUCUUUCCAAGGUUCCAACGAUGUUGACUUGGUUGCUAUCCCUUUCAGUCAUGAAAAUGAAGGAGAAUACCAUGAGUCCCAGCCAGCGCCAACACCAAGCAUGCUCCCGCCAACAUUACCAGUCAAUCAAGAUGAUUCUUUCUUCAUCACCACAAACCCGCUUACUGAUGCCAAAAAGCUGGAGUACGAGAGUGUGCAAUUGCCUUCUAGUGACAGCCAGAAUCACCAACUCCCCCCGGUCCGCCAGUUCGAAAUCAAUCUUGCUUCAAGCGGAGAUGCAACAAACAUCAACACCCCCAGAAGCCAUGCUCAUUAUCUCAUGAGUACUGCUCCUCCUCCGCCUUCAAGUGUGAUGGAUCCAAACAGAGCAACAAUUGGGCAAGCCACUGGAAAUAGAUGGGAUUCAUCUCCUGACGUCAUCUCCGCCAUCGAUUCGCCUCCCAAACAAAAGGCAACGAGACAACUAGAACAAACAAGGAAUGGUGACUCAACCGAGCCCGCAAAUAAUGAGAUUACACAUGAGCAGCAACCAGAACAACCGGAGCUUCCAGUCAUGCAAGAAGAAGCGUUUGAUAAUUAUGAGCCUGAAAAGGUGGCAAAGACAAAGAGAUCAAGAGGUCGGCCGAAGAAGAAGGCUGUCGAAGAGCUCGCAACCGUGAUAGAAGCACCUUCGCUCCAGUCAGAAGUUGUCACGCCUGUCGCAAAAUCCAAGAAGCGUGGGAGGCCACGAAAAUCAGACCAAACGGAAACAAAGGAGGAGAGUCCAAAUAUCGAUCCAUCAGCGUCUACCAACGAUGCUUCACUAUCUGAAGAUGCUGUGCGGCCAGAGAAAAAGGCCAAGAUAGCUAUUGAGAAGUCGGAAAGCAAAGAUGAGCUAGCAGAGGAGAGCGAAGUGGAACCUUCAGUCAAAAGCAACAGCCGAGAAAGUCCUAUCCUCAAGGAAUCCGACCCAAACAUCAUGGCCAAAUCUGUCUCUAGUUUGGAUGAUGACGCGGCGUCCAAACUAUCAGAUGUUGCAACAGAAGAGAAGGAGGAGAAACCAGAGAAACCAGCGAUUACAAGCAGAAGCUCAACACCCUCCAAGGGACUGUCAGCAAUCAUCAACAAGCCCGUCUAUCGAGUUGGAUUGAGCAAAAAGUCCAGGAUUGCGCCUUUGCUGAAGUGUUUGCGUAAGGAGUAAAGACUGUUGGCUUGUUGGGACUCGGCGAGGAUGGUGGCUUGAUGCUUGCAUUUUUGGCGUUGUAUGACUUACAUCUGGUCUAUGAACGACCCUGGCUGGCUUACAUUCGAUAUUGGUUGCUCGGGGAGGUGAAGUUACAGGCGGUGGGUUAAGAUGCCCGCCUUGAUUAAGCAUGGCGUUCUGGUAAUCAUAUUAUGGACAUCAGGGUAAUAGUAGCUAGGAUCAUGAUGGUAGACUACUUGCUUCUGCUUGCAAUGGAACAUAUGUUGGAAGCAUGUUUAUUGCUACAUUGCAGCCAGCAUAAAUCAACAAUUUGUGCAUUCA
Messenger RNA from Fusarium redolens, 2305 nucleotides. RefSeq lists its product as uncharacterized. The transcript has a single exon. The record is from RefSeq and is a predicted model, not a curated record. NCBI's taxonomy places the organism in Eukaryota, Fungi, Ascomycota, Sordariomycetes, Hypocreales, Nectriaceae. Gene Ontology annotation, molecular function: DNA binding. The coding region runs from base 128 to 1981 and encodes 617 amino acids.